Messenger RNA from Cyprinodon variegatus (sheepshead minnow), 16349 nucleotides. It is a transcript of the gene ank3, whose product is annotated as ankyrin 3, node of Ranvier (ankyrin G). Bases 381 to 14246 code for a protein of 4621 amino acids. Gene Ontology annotation, cellular component: T-tubule. NCBI's taxonomy places the organism in Eukaryota, Metazoa, Chordata, Actinopteri, Cyprinodontiformes, Cyprinodontidae. Gene Ontology annotation, biological process: signal transduction; protein localization to T-tubule; regulation of cardiac muscle contraction. The record is from RefSeq and is a predicted model, not a curated record. Gene Ontology annotation, molecular function: protein binding. The transcript has 48 exons.
ACCUCUCCUGGACAUGCUCCUCUCACACUGCCAGAGGAGGACGCACGAGGAGGAGGAGAAGGAGAAAGAGGAGAUGAGGAGAAGCAGCUGCCUCUUCUCUCCUAUUGCUCCAUCACUUUAAAAUGAGAAGAGCAACAACCAAAAGAAAACAGGACACAGGAAUUACUUUGGUACCAGAACCCCUACUCUUCCCCAUUCUCCUUUUCAAGGAGGGCAUUUUUCUUCCCUUUCCCCCCCUUUCCUUUUCUACCCCGAUUUUUUCCUCUGAGGUCCCGGUUUUGUUUUUGUCAUCAGCAAGCCCCUGAACUUCUCUGGGAUUUCAGGUGAGGCGCGCGUGUGCAGUGUGUGGUGCCUUUCCCCAUCAUUUUUCUAUACCUAUCAUGGCUCACGCGGCCUCCCAGCUGAAGAAGAAUCGGGGGGAAGUGGAUGUGAAUGCAUUAGAGGACGAGAAGGAGAAGCGGAGGAAGAGCAGGAGAGCAUCGUCCCGGGAACAAAAGAGAAAGUCUGACAGUAAUGCUAGUUACCUGCGAGCUGCCCGGGCGGGAAACCUUGAAAAAGUCCUUGACUACCUCAAGUCUGGAGUUGAGAUCAACAUUUGCAAUCAGAAUGGGCUAAAUGCUCUACACCUGGCCUCCAAAGAGGGACAUGUAGAGGUUGUUGCUGAGCUGCUGAAGCUUGAAGCAACAGUGGAUGCAGCCACAAAGAAAGGAAACACUGCUCUGCACAUAGCCUCACUGGCUGGCCAGACGGAAGUCGUCAAAGAGCUGGUCACUAACGGAGCCAAUGUCAACGCACAAUCUCAGAAUGGCUUCACUCCUCUGUACAUGGCGGCCCAGGAGAAUCACCUGGAGGUGGUGCGGUUCCUUCUGGAGAACAACGCCAGCCAGAGUAUUGCCACCGAGGAUGGCUUCACCCCUCUAGCGGUGGCCCUCCAGCAGGGCCAUGACCAGGUGGUCUCCCUGCUACUGGAGAACGAUACAAAGGGCAAGGUGCGUCUGCCUGCCCUGCACAUCGCUGCACGCAAGGAUGACACCAAGGCCGCGGCCCUGCUCCUUCAGAACGACCACAAUGCCGACGUGGAGUCCAAGAGUGGCUUUACCCCCCUGCACAUCGCUGCUCAUUAUGGCAACAUUAACGUGGCCACAUUGCUGUUGAACAGAGGGGCUGCUGUGGACUUCAUGGCUAGGAAUGACAUCACUCCACUUCAUGUGGCAUCAAAAAGGGGCAACAGCAACAUGGUGAAGUUACUACUAGACAGAGGGGCCAAAAUAGAUGUAAAGACCAAGGACGGUCUAACACCUCUUCACUGUGGAGCGAGGAGCGGCCAUGAACAGGUGGUAGAAAUCCUGUUGGACCGAGGAGCUCCUAUCCUGUCCAAGACCAAGAACGGCCUGUCACCGCUGCACAUGGCCACUCAGGGGGACCACCUGAACUGCGUCCAGCUCCUGCUGCAUCACGAUGUGCCGGUGGAUGACGUCACCAACGACUAUCUGACUGCACUGCAUGUUGCUGCACACUGCGGGCACUACAAGGUGGCCAAGCUCAUCGUGGACAAGAAGGCUAACCCAAAUGCAAAGGCUCUGAAUGGUUUCACUCCUCUUCAUAUCGCCUGCAAGAAGAACAGAGUGAAAGUGAUGGAGCUCUUGCUGAAGCAUGGUGCUUCUAUCCAGGCUGUUACAGAGUCUGGCCUAACGCCAAUCCAUGUGGCAGCCUUCAUGGGCCAUGAGAACAUUGUUCAUGCGCUGACACGCCACGGAGCAUCACCCAACACAACCAACGUUCGAGGGGAGACGGCUCUCCACAUGGCAGCAAGGGCAGGCCAGGCAGAUGUAGUUCGAUACCUGCUGAAGAAUGGUGCCAAGGUGGACACCAAGUCUAAGGACGACCAGACAGCGUUGCACAUCUCCAGUCGGCUGGGAAAGGUUGACAUCGUCCAGCAGCUGCUGCAUUGUGGUGCAUCUGCCAACUCUGCCACCACUUCAGGUUAUACUCCCCUACACCUGGCCGCCCGCGAAGGACACCAAGAUGUUGCGUCCAUGCUGCUGGAGAACGGUGCCUCACUUUCAUCCUCCACAAAGAAAGGGUUCACUCCGCUGCAUGUAGCAGCCAAGUAUGGUAAGAUGGAAGUGGCCAGUUUGCUCCUUCAGAAGAGAGCCCCGCCGGACGCUGCCGGAAAGAGUGGCCUAACUCCGCUGCAUGUAGCCGCUCACUACGAUAAUCAGAGAGUGGCGCUGUUGUUACUGGAUCAGGGAUCUUCACCACAUGCUGCCGCCAAGAAUGGCUACACACCUCUCCACAUCGCUGCCAAAAAGAACCAAAUGGACAUCGGGACCACACUGCUGGAGUACGGCGCGGACACCAACGCAAUGACACGGCAGGGCAUCACUCCAAUUCAUCUGGCAGCCCAGGAGGGCAGCGUGGACCUAGUGUCCCUUCUGCUGGCUAAGAAUGCUAACGUCAAUGUGUGCAAUAAGAGCGGACUCACGCCCCUGCACUUAGCAGCUCAGGAAGAUAGAGUCAAUGUUGCAGAAGUCCUUCUAAACCACGGUGCGGAUGUUGACCCACAAACUAAGAUCGGUUACACCCCGCUACAUGUGGCUUGUCACUACGGCAAUGCAAAGAUGGUGAAUUUCCUUUUGGAGAACCAUGCCAAAGUCAAUGCCAAAACAAAGAAUGGCUACACUCCACUCCACCAAGCGGCUCAGCAGGGACACACCCACAUCAUCAACCUACUGCUUCAGCACGGAGCCUCAGCUAACGAGCUCACCGUGAAUGGGAACACUGCCCUUUCCAUUGCCCGUCGUCUGGGUUAUAUCUCUGUGGUGGACACUCUGAGGCCCAUGACCGAUGAAAAUCUCUCAGCCAUGAGUCCAUCAGAGAAACACAAAAUCAACGUCCCAGAGACCAUAAACGAGUUCCUGGACAUGUCAGAUGAUGAAGGUGAGGAUGCCAUGACCGGUGACACAGACAAAUACCUGCGACCUCAGGACCUGAAGGAGCUUGGGGAUGAUUCUCUCCCCCAGGAGGGCUAUAUGGGCUUCAGCAUAGGGGCCCGCUCCGCCAGCCCUAGAAUCAGUUCGGAUAGGUCCAACACUCUCAACCGGAGCUCCUUUGCCAGAGACAGCAUGAUGAUUGAGGAGAUUCUGGCCCCCCCAAAAGAUCCGCACCUCGCCGUGACCGGGGACUAUAGUUCAGACUGUAUGCGCCGCUACAGCUGGACUCCGGACACUGUGGACCACAGUCACAACACUGCUUCCAGCCCUAUUCACUCUGGCUGCUCGUCCCCGUUCGCUCAGUAUGACCCAAGGUUCUUGGUCAGCUUCAUGGUGGAUGCUCGUGGUGGUUCAAUGAGAGGAAGCCGUCACAAUGGGAUGCGCAUCAUCAUUCCUCCCAGGAAUUGCACGGCACCUACGCGCAUCACCUGUCGCUUAGCUAAAAGGCACAAACUGGCCUAUCCUCCGCCUAUGGUGGAGGGAGAGGGGCUGGUCAGUCGAUUAAUUGAGGUCGGACCUGCUGGUGCUCAGUUUCUUGGACCUGUUAUUGUGGAAAUCCCUCAUUUUGGUUCAAUGAGAGGGAAAGAAAGGGAGCUGAUUGUGUUAAGGAGUGAUAACGGGGACACUUGGAAGGAACACCAGUUUGACACUAGGCCAGAAGACCUCACGGAACUGCUCGCUGGGAUGGAUGAAGAGAUGGACAGUCCCGAGGAGUUGGAGAAGAAGCGCAUCUGCCGCAUCAUCACAAGGGAUUUUCCGCAGUAUUUUGCUGUGGUGUCCAGGAUCAAGCAAGAGUCCAAUCACAUGGGUCCUGACGGAGGCGUCCUCUCCUGCAGCACGGUGCAGAUGGUCGAAGCCUCGUUUCCACAGGGAGCUCUAACCAAGAGGAUCCGUGUGGGUCUGCAGGCUCAGCCAGUGCCAGAUGAGUUAGUUAGGGCGGUCCUUGGAAACAGAGCAACCUUCAGCCCCAUCGUCACCGUUGAGCCUAGAAGGAGAAAGUUUCACAAGCCGAUCACUAUGACGAUCCCAGUCCCUCCCCGAUCGGCAGAAGGUCAUCCUAGUGGCCAGCGAGGCGAGUCUGCGCCAUGCCUGCGCUUGCUCUGCAGCAUCACAGGAGGGACGUCUCCUGCACAGUGGGAGGACAUCACAGGAACCACACCGCUGUCCUUUGUAACUGACUGUGUCUCCUUCACCACAAAUGUAUCGGCCAGGUUCUGGCUUGCAGACUGUCACCAGAUUCCUGAGACGGUAAGUCUAGCGUCUCAGUUAUACCGGGAGCUGAUCUGCGUGCCAUACCUGGCCAAGUUUGUGGUGUUUGCAAAAAUGAAUGACACUGUGGAGGCCCGGCUGCGCUGCUUCUGCAUGACCGACGACAAGGUGGACAAGACCUUAGAGCAGCAGGAAAACUUUGAGGAAGUGGCACGCAGCAAAGACAUUGAGGUUCUUGAGGGAAAACCCAUCUAUGUGGAUUGCUAUGGCAACCUUUCACCUCUCACCAAAAGCGGGCAGCAGUUGGUUUUUAACUUCUACUCUUUCAAGGAAAACAGACUUCCUUUCAAUGUGAAGGUUCGAGAUGUAGGCCAGGAGCCCUGUGGCCGCCUCUCCUUCCUGAGAGAACCCAAAACUGCUAAAGGCCUUCCACAGACUGCCAUAUGCAAUUUGAAUAUCACACUGCCGACUCACAAGAAGGAUAUGGAGUCUGACCCUGAUGAUGAGACUGAAAAGCCAGAACGACGUCAUACCUUUGCCUCCUUAGCUUUGCGUAAGCGCUACAGCUAUUUGACUGACCCAGCAGCGAAAACAACUGAUCGAAGCCCGCCAAGAACACAGGCUUCUGGCUACCCUCACAAACCUGUCUUUUCAACAAGGUCUUAUCAGGCGUGGUCGCCUGUUCCUAUCACCGUCCCUGGCCAAGCAAAGUCUGGGUUUGGUUCCCUCUCAAGCUCAUCAUCAAACACGCCUUCUGCCUCUCCCUUGAAAUCUGUAUGGUCCAUCAACUCUGCUUCCCCCAUUAAGACUAAUAUCCCUGGAUCACCAGCCUCCUCUGUAAAGUCAGUUAGUGACACAGCCUCUCCCAUUCGAUCGUACAGAUCUAUUUCAUCUCCUAUAAAAACUGUAAUCCACCAAUCCCAGUACCCUGUUCAGGUGUCCCCCAGCCCCAUGGCCUCUCCUGGUAAAAGUACUUCAGACCCUUUGUCAAUGAAAGGAUUUUCGGCAUUGUCCUGUAGAACCCCUAUCACAUCACCUGGAGGCGGAAGUCCUUAUCUUGAAAGAACAUCUAUGGGUCUGACCCCACCAACCUCUCCAAAAUCUUCUUUUAGCAUGUUUGGGUCUCCCCUGCCAUAUAAAACUAUAUUGGGAAGUUCAACUGGUACAACGCCAUCCUCCUCACCCAUUAAAACAGUCCCUGGUCUUACAUCUGUACGUUCUCUUGCAAUGGAUUCCACUGCUCCUGUAAGAAGCCUGUUCUCCUCUCUUUCCUCACCUAUUAAAUCCUCCAACCCUCCAAGUGCUGCUGCUCUGAUUAAUGGAACUGUUUCACCUGCACAGUACCGCUCUUCAUCCCCAACAACUCAUCUUGUGAGCAGCCUGCAAGAAAGAAUACAAGCAACCACCAACGCUGCUACUACAAGUGUUGAUGCAGCCUUUGAUGAGGUUGAAAAGACAUUCAAUUCUUGCUCUGCAGGUUACGGCACUUUAAAGUCUUUUUCUUCGUCUGCCUCCUCCUCAUACCAGUCCAUGAGGUCAUCAGCAUCUGGUUCACUCUACGCCUCCCUAAGAUCUCCUCCUAAUGUCACAACUGCUGUAACUUCAAGUACAAUGACUGUUCCAGUAUACUCUGUGAUGAAUGUGGUGCCAGAGUCCCAGUUGAAAAGGAGAACCGAGGUGCCUCCCUCAGUGGCUGUCCUUCUGUCGCCUAGAAAAAGUAUUCCUUCUGAUGGGAAUACUCAGCCCUCAUUUGCCAAAACUCUGUCCCCUGUCAAAGCACCCCUUUAUUCUUCCAGCAUCAAAUCCAGCAUGGCAUCACCAUUGUCAUCAAGCCAAGAAAUUCUAAAGGAUGUAGCUGAAAUGAAAGAGGACUUGAUAAGAAUGUCAGCCAUUUUGCAGACAGACCCAAACUCUACAGCUAGCAAAGGGUUUCAGUCUGAUUCUCCCAAAGAGGCUAAGAUAGAGGAUGAGGAGCCAUAUCGGAUUGUGGAGAAAGUAAAACAAGACUUGGUAAAAGUAAGUGAAAUCCUGACUAAAGAUUCCAGGAAGGAUGGUAGGAUUUCUCCAUCUAGAGGUUCUUUGGAUGACAUACACUUUUCAAAAGUGCAAGUUGAACAGCCACCAAGCAACUGGAGCUAUCCACCAAGAUAUGAGACAGUUGUUUCUCAAGCAAGAUCAAAAAACAUACCUGAUAGAGAUAUUAAUCUGUCUAAAGUGGUUGACUACCUAGCCAAUGAUGUUGGCACCAACACUUUCUCUAAAAUGCAUGACAUAAAACAGAAAGCAGAUGAAGGAAAAAGAGAAGGAGAGGGCAAAGAGAAGCAGAAACGAAUCCUAAAACCCACUAUAGCUGUUCAGGAGCAUAAGCUCAAAAUGCCUCCAACAACCAUGCGAUCUUCUCCCUCUGAAAAAGAAAUGAGUAAAGUGACUGAUGCACUUUUUGGUGGUGACACUGUGCUGGAAUCCCCUGACGACAUAUCCCAUGAGCAGGAUAAAAGUCCUCUCUCAGACAGUGGGUUUGAGACCAGGAGUGAGAGGACACCUUCAGCUCCUCAAAGUGCAGAAGGCACAGGUCCCAAGGCUCCAUUUCAGGAUAUCACAGUACCACCAGUUAUCACAGAGACUAGAACUGAAGUUGUGCAUGUCAUCAGGAGCUAUGAACCAGAGGAUGACAAGCAGUUAACAAUGGAAGAUGCAGAUUCUGAUAGAAAAAUAGACCCAGAUUUAAAGGGGCAUCAGACUCCUUCUUUAUCACUUCCAGACCAGAAUAAAUGCUAUUCUGUGAAAGGUAGCCCUGAUGAAGAUCCAAUGGGAAAGGGAAUGAGGGUGAAAGAGGAAACUCACAUCACUACCACCACCAGGAUGGUGUACCACAAACCAACUGGCAAAGAAGCUGCAUCUGAGAGGUGUGAAGAAACAAUGUCGGUGCAUGAUAUCAUGAGGGCUUUUCAGUCAGGAAAGGACCCCUCUAGAGAGCUGGCUGGAUUGUUUGAACACAAGUCUUGCAAUGAGGAAGUGUCACAAAGAUUGCUUGAGGACUCCAAACCUAAGGUUGAAAGAAUAAUUGAGGUUCAUAUUGAAAAGGGCAGUAAAACAGAACCAACAGAAGUAAUAAUUAGAGAGACAAAAAAUCAUGCAGAGAAAGACAUGUAUUACUACCAUGGGAGUAGACAAGAAGACGAGGAGCCCGAGGAGUCACUUCCAGUGUACCUUGAGUCCCCUAGAAUGAAUACCCCUUUGUCACAGGAAGAAGACAGUCGUCCCACUUCCGCUCAGCUAGUGUCCGAUGACUCCUAUAAAACAUUAAAGCUACUUAGCCAGCAAUCUGUAGAGUACCAUGAUGAUGAAUCAUCGGAGCUUAGAGGAGAAUCAUACAACUUUGCUGAAAAAAUGCUAUUAUCUGAGAAAAUUGAUCAAUCUCAUUCAGACACUGAAGAGUACCUGAGAGAUAGAUCCCGGUACCAUUCACCUGACAGAAGCACUCCCAGUAAGGGUAGGUCAUCUGCGCCUAGAACUGAGUAUGUAUUUAGGUCAUCAAGAAAUGUCUUUGAUAAAUCGGGUCGAAUGGCUAAUGUUGAUGAUAACUUUGACAAACUAACACUUUUGCAAUAUUCCUCAGAGCCUGGUAGCCCUAAGCAGUCUGUUUGGAUGCGUGUGCCAGAUGACACACACAGUAAGGAGAAAGAACAAGUUGUAUAUGAGGACAGAGUGGAUAGGACUGUAAAAGAGGCAGAGGAAAAACUUAGCGAGGUAUCUCAGUUUUUUCGGGAUAAAACAGAACAGCUUAAUGAUGAACUGUCAUCUCCAGAGAAGAAGUCUCGAAGAUCAGACUUCAGGGAAUCCCGAUCAGGGCCGAGUUCAACCCAAAGUAGCCCAGAGAGGUCACCCUAUAAAAGUGGGACAAAUGGGGAGGAGUGGAACAGAGAAAGAUUAAGAGAUAGAUUUGGUCCUAGUGAUAGAAAAUGUGCCAGUUUACCUAGCAGUCCCGAAAGAAGGGUAUUGCUCCAGUUAAGUGAUGCUGACUCUAGAAAACAAGGAGAUGGAAAAUUACAGGAAAGUGUUAGUGAUUGUCCUAAAUCUUUUCAAGUGUCUUCUUCCAAAGUGAGUGCAGUCAGAUUAAAGUUUGAACAAGAGGCUCAAAAGCAAGACAGGGUAAGUCCAGGGAGUCAUACCCAAAAUUCUCCUAUCAGGAAACUUCAGGAAACGAGACUACCAGUAUAUCAAAUGUUUUCUGGGUCUAGUAUUCAAAAAGUACCUGACAGUCCAGCAACCCAAAGAAAAUACCCAGAUACUACGUCACAUAAGCCAUCGCCCUGUCAGGAAACCAGUCGAAAAGAUCAGGAAGACAGCAAAUCAUUCAAAGCAUGGGAAAGCCAGAGGUAUGGACACUGUAAACCUCAGUCUUCAAAAUUAUCAAAUUAUUUGGCUCAUGAUUCUGUAAAAGAUUGCAGUAGUGAUUCCCAAAGGCAAGAAACAACUAAAAAGAUAAUUUAUACAGAAUUUGUUGUCAGAGAAGGUACAAGUACCAAUGACAGUCAAAAAAAAAACUCGGAAUCACAAAUUCCUGUAAAAAAAUCAUUUAAUUUUUCAGAAAACCACAAAUCCACCUCUUUAAAAUUAGAUGAACCAAAUGAAAUACCUGGGCAUCCAACAUCUACUUUAGGUAGAAAUCUGUUACACAGCAGCUCUGAAUCAAAUAAGUCUACUCACCGACGAUCCUUAGGAAAAUCCAUAGAAAGUAGCCAGUCAAAUGUAGUGUGUAAUGGUAUUGAUGAUGAUCAGGUACAAUACUUGGAUCAAGCAAUUCCCGUAGUUGUGACUGAGGGUUUCAAAGAUAUUAAACCUUUACCAGUGUAUGUCAGCAUCCAAGUUGGAAAGCAAUAUGAGAAGGAAACAACUUCAGGGCAGAAGGGGACUUACAAAAAGAUUGUGAGUCAUGAGAGUAGAACAGUACAUGAAACGAGAGGUGCAGUCUGCAGUGUCAAACAGAAACAGUCUCCUUCUCCUCAAGGAAGUCCAGAAGAUGACACUCUUGAACAGGUAACUUUCAUGGAUAGCUCGGGGAAAAGCCCUGUAACUCCUGAGACUCCAAGCUCGGAGGAACUGAGCUUAGCGUCAAGAACACCAGACUCUGUGAUUGGUUUCAUGACUGGCAUGCCAAGCCCUAUCCCUGAGGAAUCUGAGGAGGAAGAUGGAAAGACCUUCAUCUAUAAAGAACCAUUAAAAGAAAAACCUAAGUCAGCCACCUCAGAGAUUCCCAGUAAAAAGCAGGAUGCAGAAAGAGGGAAGUCAAAGGAGAAAAGAGUUGCCUAUAUAGAGUUUCCACCCCCGCCUCCAUUAGAGUCAGAGCAGUCCAGUGCUAAGAAAAGGACUGCAUGUACUACCUCUGAGGCAGAGACAGAGAUGAUGGAGGUAAAUCUGCAAGAGGAGCAUGACAGACACCUUCUAGCUGAGCCUAUUAUUCGAGUCCAGCCUCCAUCCCCUAUCCCCCCAGGAGCUGAUAACAGUGAUUCUAGCGAUGAUGAGUCUGUCUUCCAUCCUGCCCCUGUCAAAAAGUACACCUUUAAAAUUAAAGAAGAUGGAGAAAAAUGUCAGAAAAACAAAAAGUUUGAGAAAGAUGGAAAUGGAAAGGAGUCUGGUGCUAAUGGUGGUGGAAAGGGAGAGGACACUGAAUUGGAACAAAAUGGAAAUGAUCAGUCAAUCACUGACUGCUCAAUAGCUACAACCGCUGAGUUCUCCCAUGACACAGAUGCUACAGAGAUUGACUCUUUAGAUGGAUAUGACCUUCAGGAUGAAGAUGACGGACUAAGUGAAGACCCUAAAACAUCUAGCUUGUCCAAUGACGGGAAAACUGCUGACCGUUCAUUUAAUCAGUCCAAGCUUGAAGUAAUAGAAGAAGAGAAAUGUGAGGAAGGAGGUGACAUUGGAAAGAAUAAAAGUAGUGCAUCUGCAGCAAAAGCAAGUGGUGAUAAGAAAGACUAUACCCUUGAAGGAAGACACCCAGAUAGAAAGAGCUCUGGGGAGAACUAUUUUGGAUACCAACUUCAAGAUGAGUUAAAUACAACCUUUAAAACUGUUGCUACAAAAGGUCUGGACUUUGACCCUUGGUCAACAAAAGGUGUAGAUAAUGAAGGGCUUUUUGAGUCUAAAGCAAAAGAAGAGGACCCAAAACCUUACAGUUUGUCGGCUGAGGAAAAAUCACAGGCUACAACACCUGACACAACCCCUGCUCGAACACCAACUGAUGAGAGCACGCCAACUAGUGAGCCUAACCCCUUCCCUUUCCAUGAAGGGAAGAUGUUUGAGAUGACACGCAGUGGUGCUAUUGACAUGAGCAAGCGGGACUUUGUUGAAGAGAGGCUUCAGUUUUUCCAGAUUGGUGAGCAUUCCUCUGACCCUACAACAGGGGAAAGGGGGAGAGGGGGAAUGAUCCAGGGGGUACCUUCCUCUCAGUCAAAAACUGGGGAGAGGUCAACAGUAGAUGGAAAGGUGACGGUUGUAGAUGUUACCUUAGACAGCAGCAGCACUAGACCAACAACACCAGCUACAACUGCAGCCAAAUACAAUCCUGCACAGCCUGGCAGUGACAUAGGUUGUGCUGUUACUAAUAUCCCUGCCUGUGAAGCCAUAGCUGAGACUGCCUCUUCAUGCACAAUCACUGCCUCUAAGGUUGAUUCCAAAUUACGAACUCCCAUUAAAAUGGGCAUAGCUGCCUCCAUAACUGUAAAGAAAGACUCAGGGGAUCUCCUGGACAGUAAAACUGAGUUGUCUGAGGGUCAGGUGGUGCCAGAAUACAUUAGUAUAGAGGGUAGGUGUUUGGAGAAACAGCCUAGCAGCCAUGCUGAGCCUAGGAAAGAAAAAAAAGAAUAUCCAUCUGAAAACUGCAACAACAACAAUAACUUGGAAUCAUCCAGUGUUCAGGCCAACUAUAUUCAUUGUGGUAGUUUAGUUUUUAAUUUACAGUCUUCCUCUGAGCCCACUCUACAGAAAGCUAGCAGAAUAGAAACCCUAUGCUGUAAAGAUAAGAAUGAGAGAGUCGAAGAGCCCACUAGCACUCAGGUUCAAGAGCAGAAAACAGAAGUAGUUAAAGAAAGUGAGGCAAAGCUGCCCAGGUCGAGGCUUCCUGUCAAAGCAUCAGGGUGGUCUUUUCAUACACAGGGAACGACUGUUGGGAAGCAGAAACCCAAACAAGCAGUAACAGGUGAGGUCAGGAAAAGAGGAGAUCCAUUGAUUGCUAAAGUUGAGCCUAGAUCAAGGAUACCGGUCAAAGAUGUUAAGAGGAUCAGUCAUGCUUCCACAGUUAGCUUACCUGUCUCAGUUCGUAUUACAUCACGUCCUGUAAAGACACUGAAUACAGCAAGAGCAGCCGUACAGCUACCCACAAGGCAACCACAAAAGGAUAAGCAUCAGGUCUGCAGUGUCACCAAUGAAGGAGCAUCUAGACAGAAUAGACAGGAAAACCCUAGUGAACUUUGUAAGCGCACCAUCGAAUACUUUAAAGACAUUAGCGGGGAGACGCUAAAGUUGGUGGAUCGCCUGUCAGACGAGGAGAAAAAGACGCAAACAGAGCAGUCGGAGGAAGACAGCACCUCCCGAAGCACCUCUCUGUCGGACGCCUCCCAGCCUUCCCAGCCCUCCCAGCCCUCCCGCUCAUCCAGGUCUGGUAGAGGUUCGAGGGCUGAGGCCGGGGCCGCGUCCGUAAGGGCAAAGGUGGCGACGACGGACAGGGCUUCCGGCAGUGAGAGGAGGAGAAGGAGUAGGCGGACUGGUGGGAAGGAGGGCAGUCAGGGACUCACAGGGUCUCGAACGCCUCCCAUCGCGGAGAUCAAGCCUAGUCCCCAAAGUCCUUGUGAGCGAACAGACCUGCGCAUGGCCAUCGUUGCAGAUCACCUGGGCCUCAGCUGGACAGAGCUGGCUCGGGAGAUGAACUUCACAGUGGAUGAGAUCAACCACAUAAGACUUGAGAACCCAAACUCUCUGACGGCACAGAGCUUCAUGCUUCUUAAAAAAUGGGUCAGUCGUGAAGGGAAAAAUGCCACAACGGAUGCCUUAACUGAAGUGCUGACCAAAGUCAAUCGGAUGGAUAUUGUGACUUUGCUGGAGGGCCCAAUAUUUGACUAUGGUAACAUUUCAGGCACGAGAUGUUUUGCCGAUGAUAACGCUGUUUUCCGGGAUCAGGCUGAUGAUUAUCAGAGCAUUCUAGCUGAGCUGCAGUCUCCUGCUGCUCUGCACUCCACUCCCCACUUCCUGGAGCAUGAACUCCCAGUCACCCCCAACCCUUCCCUUCCUCAACAUCAGCAUCUCCAUUACCCCAAACCAGACUCCUCUCUUCAGACUUACAGUAACCCACAGCUCACUGCCUGGAGCCCAGAGGUUGAAGCUUGUAGCAAAGAGCCAGAGAGCUCCCCUAAGAGUCCCCCAAGGCCCUGUGACCUUGCUCUGCCCGUUCCAACCUUUGAUUUUCCCGAUCCUCUUCCUUCUAAGGUCAGAAAGCCCCAUAUUGCUUUAAAUGACCAGCUUCUUUUGAGUGAAGAGGAGGACAGAUCUUUUCAAGAAAUGCAGCCAACCCUCAAGCCCAGGUCACAGUCCUUCCAAACAAUGUGUGAAUUGGACGUCGAAAUGGCAUUCUCUACGUCUUCACCUUCGCUGUCAUCCAUGUCUUCAAUAACUCCAUCAUCCCCCGACAGAACGUGUUUUGGUGUGCAGAUGGCCAACACCCUUGAUGUGGCACAAGACGACGUAGGUCAGAAAGGAAGUCAAAUGGAAGUCAAAGAAGAAAUUGAAAAGGUUGUUGAGAUUGUUGCAGCUCAGUUAGCAGAGAGGAGUGGAUUAGUGCAGAAGUUGGUAGAACAAGAAUUGAUUAAAAAUGUGGAGAGAAAGUGUGAGAUGGUUGCAAAAGACAGGUCUCAGUUGGAAGAAGAAAAAACAAAAUUGGUGGAACAGAAAUGGUCUACAGAGCAGGCCAAAAGUCAUGUUAAUGUACAGCACGAUGGUGUUCAAGAUGGGAAUAAAACAGGGGUAUAUAAGGAGGAGAAGGCUAGAGAUGAACAAAAUUUCUUAACGGAGAAUAUUAAUCUAAUAAAAACUGAACAUAAAGGAUUGAAAGAGGUUGUUUUUCAACCUCCGGCUGCUGGGGAUAAAGUACAAGUGAAGGAAAAAUUGGAAGAGGUUGAUUUAGAACUGCGUUAUAAAGAAGGAGCACCAGAACAUCAGCCUGUUUCUGAAAUUUCCCCUCAAGCUUGGGUUGAAGCGCUUGAGCAACUUCAGCCUAGUGAGUCUGGAUCCAAUGAGGAAGAACAGCAACGAGACAGAGAAAUGCCAGAGGAAGGAUCUUUGUUGGAGGAGGUGAUUAAAGAAGGCUCAGAGGAAAAGAAGGAGCAGGACACAGAAGUGAUUGAAUCAAGGCAUCAGAAGAGUUUUGAGGAGGUUGAACAUGCAGAAAAAAACAUAUGCUCACUUUCAGGAUGGCACAGUGAUUCAUCCAGCGUCAAUGUUGAGCCACCAACACCAGGCCGCAGUGUCAGCUCAGACCUACUGGACAGACAGGAAAGCCAGGAAAACUCUAGUGAGUCUAUCACCUCCUCGUCCAGAGCUGAAUCAGGGAGAUCCCGACCUAAUGGCGACAACUCAAAGCACUCACCUCAGGACGCCUCAUCGGAGUCAUCUAAUGGAAGAAAAGACAGCACACUAGUGUCGGAGAAAAAAAUUCAGCGGGUUAGUGUAGAUUCCGGUUCAGAUGAAGAACAGACUGUGACCACCAGAAUCUUCCGCCGUCGUCUCAUUUUAAAGGGAGAAGAAGCCAAAAACAUCCCAGGCGAGUCUAUGACAGAAGAGCACUAUAUGGACAAGGAUGGUAACCUCAUCAGUAGAAAAGUGAUCAGGAAAGUGAUUCGACGAGUCUCAACUCCAACUCCAGAAAACCAAGGAGGUGACAGGUGGAAAAGUGACUUUCACCACAGUCCCAUUCAGCAGGACUUUGGUUCUGAGCAGGGUGAUGGAGUAAGGAAAUGCAGACGAUCAGGGGAUAAAAAGCACCACUCGUAGGAAUGGUUUGGAGUUAUCAGGCUCACAGGAACCAUUGUUUAAGUCACCUGGGAACAACUGCUCAAACCAUUUUGAGGGUUCCAUUCAUUGGGAAGCAAUUAAAUAAAAGCUCCAGUCUGCUUCAAACAAGUGAUAUUUCUUUCCCGUAAGAGGAGUCAGACACUCUCGGUUUUACGCAUGAGCAUGAAAAACUCACUUUGGGUCAGUAAAAAAGGACCAGGUGGUUCCUUUCUUUUUUCGACUGCGGUGGACCAUUGGACAGAGAUUCUGCUUCCUGUUUGGCGUGAAACAGUCUGUGUUGCAGAUCUACUGAUGGUGCGAGAACUUUCUCAGGAGCAUCAUUUGCUGUUGGAAUAAGAAAAAGGACUAAACAGGCACAACUGUGACCAAAGAUGGCACAAAAGCUCAAGGAAAGAAUAAAGCAGACACUGUACCACAAAAAUAAUCAACCGGAGCUCUUUUGAACCCGACUACAACACUCGCCUUAUAGUCUUUUUUUCUUGUUUCAUUGCUCUCAAGAUGUAAAUUGUUUGAGGGGUUGUUUUUGUUUUUGCUCCUUUUUUAAAUUUAAACUAACAGGAUAAGCUUUUUUUCUGUCUAGAGAAUGGGCAGUGUAUAAUUCUGAAAUAAAGGGCGCGUUAUUGAUAAGGGGCACUGGGGAGAAGGAUCCUUUUCAAGUGCUUUCAUAAACUACAGAAGCAGUUCAACUUUUAAGGAUCUGACUAACUUCACCAGUUCUUGUAUAUUUAAUUAUUAGAGCAGGUUUAAUGUUUGUACACACAAAAAGAUGGUUUGAUUUUAAUAGGGAGAAUGGGGAAUUUCCAGAAACUUUCUCUUCCCACCUUGGGAGCUGAUCUAAUUGAAAAAAAAAAAAAAAACAGCCUUUCAGAGUUACUCAUAUUUUCAUGCAUGCUGUUCACCUUAUUUUAGGUACAAUUUUUACAAGUUUGCAAAUACUGUAUUCAAGUGAUAAAACCCUUUAUCUCUGUACACAUAAAGCCCUGAAAGGUUUCACCUGUUUUAUAUUUUGAACUGGCAAAUAAUGCCAUUCACUUGUUUUUAAUGCUGGGGCUGAGGAUGAAAAGCAUAUAGCUCGUUUAGGGUGUGAUGUCUCGUCUGUUUGUGUUAAAAACUGAAAGGGGCCGACUUCUGCUACUAGGACAAGGUGACCUGAAUGUAAAUGCUUGUAGGCGGGCUCGCUGUGAAAUUCAACUCGUACUGUGUGUAUUGGCAGUAAGGUGUUGGGAGUCCAUGUACACUGUUAGACUGUUUGUUACCAUUUUAGCUAAGUGUGGAUUUGGUUUUCUAACAGCUGGUGUGGUGUUAAUAAAGAAGUAUUGGGGCAUUCCUUUUUUUGAGGGUGGAUAUUUUAAUCAUAGGGUGGGGGGCAGGGAUAUUACAAUGAUUUAAAAGACAAUACGGACGAAUAAAGAUUUGAUUGUAGCUCUACAUAGAGUAAUGUAUGACAAAACAAUGGAUCAAAAACAUUAAUUUAAGCAUCAAUAAAUUGUGUUUAACUCUGAAACUGUGUUAUCUCUUUAGAAUUGAGGGACUGUAUAUGCAGUGUGAAAAAAAAUGUUUUCAAUAGCUCACUGAGAGGAUUUUAUUUUGUAUUAGGAGCCAUCUUUGUAUUGGUUUCAUUAGGUUAAUUUAGUUCUAAAGCGUGGUGUUUUACUGAUGCAAGGCCUCAGUAUGCUGAUGUCUAUGCUGUGGACAUAAAAAAACAACUAUGUAACCUGUUUUUAUUUUCUUUUGGUUGGGGAUACUUAAAGAACAUCAGAUAGGGUGCAAAAUGACGUCCUGCACUACUUCUAUGUCAGAUGAUGGGGGGGCUAUAAAAGAUCCUUUGAUAUGAUUGGGAAUAGUUUUUUUUUUUUUUUUUUUGUCAAUUUUGUUUAAAAUGUGUUUUCACUUGAGCAGACUUUUUGAUGUACAAUUCCUACUAACAGAGUGAAGCCAUUGAAAAUGUUAAUAUUCUAGCACUUUGGUUAUUCAAGGUCUUUUAGAGGCUAUAGCAGCAAAUGAUGCCACCACAAAUGUUUCAGACAUCUUUAAAAGAUUUCAAACAAAACUUUAAAAAAAUAAAUAAAAAUGCAAAUAUUU